This is a messenger RNA of Lingula anatina, 575 nucleotides long. RefSeq lists its product as uncharacterized. NCBI's taxonomy places the organism in Eukaryota, Metazoa, Brachiopoda, Lingulata, Lingulida, Lingulidae. The record is from RefSeq and is a predicted model, not a curated record. Gene Ontology annotation, molecular function: calcium ion binding.
UAGCCAAGAAGACUGACCCGUGCAAGUCGUAUCCAUGUCGGAACAACGGGAUCUGUCUUACCAUGGGCGGACCUGACUUUGCGUGUAUUUGUGCUCCGGGAUACUCUGGCAAGUUCUGCCACAAGCGAAAUCCCUGUGCCACCAAUCCCUGUAAAAAUGGCGGCAUUUGCAAAGAAGACGCCACCAAUUCCAAGGGAUUUUCUUGUGAGUGUAAGCCGCACGAACCCUGGACCGGAGAACUCUGUGACGUAGACAGGUGCGUCAGCGUGGGCUGCAAAAAUGGAGGCUCGUGCAUUUGGAACGGCAGCGAUGGAUUUAUUUGCAAAUGCGGGCCAGGGUACCAAGGCAAGGACUGCGGCGUGGACAUGAACGAGUGUGAUAGCUGGCCUUGUUGGAACGGCGUCUGCGUCGACCUGGUCAACGGAUACAAAUGCAUCUGUGACCCUGGAUACACCGGCGUGAACUGUGACCAAGGUCCUUAGGGACCAGACCCUAACGUACUUACCGUGGAUCGAUCUAACUCCUAGGGGAUUCUCGCUAAAUUGCAAGCAACUUAAGCGGCUUAGAUGUCUGUC